CCGCAGCCGCCGCCACCUUCCCCGCCCUCCCCGCUGCCGCCGCCGCUUCACCCGGUGCCGGCUAAACAGCGAGAGGAGAAAAAAACGGCUCUGAGCAAAGUAGUUAUUCGACGGCUUCCUCCUUGUCUAACUAAGGAGCAACUGGAGGAACAGCUACAUCCUCUACCUGCCCAUGAUUAUUUUGAGUUUUGCACUGCUGAUCCCAGGAUUGGAGUACCCUGCAGUGGUUGAAUUUGCUCCAUUCCAGAAGAUUUCCAAAAAGAAGCUGAAGAAGAAGGAUGCCAAAGCUGGGAGCAUUGAAGAUGAUCCGGAAUAUAGAAAAUUUUUAGAGAGUUACUGUGCUGAUGAAGAAAAAAUCUGUGCCAAUCCUGAGAUUCUUUUGGGAGAGAUUGAGGCCAAAACAAGAGAACUUAUUGCUAGAAGAACAACACCCCUUUUGGAAUAUAUUAAAAAUAGAAAAUUAGAAAAGCAGAGAAUACGAGAAGAGAAAAGGGAAGAACGAAGGCGGAGGGAAUUGGAGAAGAAGCGUCUGCGAGAGGAAGAGAAAAGGAAACGCAGAGAAGAAGAAAGACGUAAAAGAAAAGAAGUGGAGAAGCAAAAGAAAAUUUCUGAAAAAGAAAUAAGGAUCAAGCUUCUCAAGAAGCCUGAAAAAGGAGAUGAACUGACCAGUGAAAAGUACAAAGAAAAAGGUGAAGAAGCUGACAUUGAGGAAAACAAAUGGGAUAAAUCACCUGGAUCUGGGAGCAUAAAAUCCAAAUCAUCAGAAGCUUCACUAAAAGAACUUAAGGAAAAGUCACAAAAUGGUAGUGACAAAGAGCAAAGAGAUUUGGAGAGAAGAUUUCGAGAAAAAGAACCUGAAAGACAAAGGUAUCGAUUGGAUGAUGGCAGAAAGCAUAGAGCUCACUGUGAGUUUGACAAGUUUGUGAGAAGGAAUGAAGAAGAGCUGAAAUGGGGGAAAGGAUACAACCAAGACAGAGGAAAGAAAGGGAACUACAACUACAGCUUCACUAUGGAGGCAGUAGACAAACUGGGUAAAGAGGACAAGUGUGAUGACAUGGCAUCCAAAAAGGAGCGCAUAAGAAAUAAGGACCGCCCAGCCAUGCAGUUAUACCAGCCAGGAGCUCGCAUUCGAACUCAUACGGGAUGUACAAGCAAAAGCUAUGACUGCAGUGGGAAAUCUUUUGAAGAUGCUCUUGAUAAAAAGUACGAGGCAGAUAAUUCAGCUGGAGGUGGUUCUGAGAAGAGUGAAGAAGGAGAAUAAAACAAACUGGAGGAAUGACUUGUGAGAAGGGAUGAAUUUGAGAUUCAGUGUCAUCACAAAAAAAUCCAUAGGACUGUAGUAUCACAGUACUGUGAUAAGGUACUGCAAUACUGUUUCAGAUCUCCACUGACAACUGCACCAACAAAAUUCUAAUAGCUUUGUCCCUUUCUGUACAAUAAAGGGAAGAGUGACUGGAGACAUAAAGUAUCUUACAGCAAAGGAAUAUAGUUGCUUUUUUACAAAAAGCAGUGCAAACACUACUUGCCUAAUUUAAAAGCAGUUCAAUAUUUCAUUAGAUUUACCUUGAAACAGAAAACCUCUAACAGUUUUAAAGGAGUAUUUAUAGAAAAUUUUUCAGAAGCUUUUCAAAUAUUAAAAAAUUGAAAGGUGGAUUUGCAUCAGUUUGAAAUCUGCAGCACUUCUUUGGCAUGACAUGAGGCUCAUGAGGCACAGGACCCCUUUCUGCAAAUGGCAGUGUCAGGAGCUGCUGCAGGGUUCUUCUGUUGGAUUUGGUGAGACCAGCCCGGGGAGGAAGUUCUGGAGCCAGUAGUGUUUGCAGGAUGAGUGAGGCCCACAGUUUGCACAGUUGAGAAGUGUCUGUUGGUAUCUGUACCUCAUUGUGUUUACAUUGGUUUUCAAAGAACUGUAGUGUCAGAUAAGUGUUAGUACAGCUACAAGUAUGUUAGAAAGUUUGUAAUUUUCUGAGCCACCUUGACCUUUUGUUUUAAUAGAUUCUUGUGCUUUAAACAGGAACACUAAUACAAAUCUCAGCACUUAAUAUAGCUGGUUUUAAUAAAUUAGAUGUUUUUUAUGGUUUUGACACUGACUUUGAAUAAAAAAGCAAAAGUGGUUGUACAGUGAUGACUUUUUAUAAGCUAAUGUUUCAUAUAAUUUGCAGAGGUAGGAUUUGGGAAAUGUAUGAUACAUGAAUAUUCUGCAGUUCUAUUUCUUAAAAAAUUAAACACACGUGAAUGUCAGCUGCAGUCUUAACUGUAGUCUGUGGUCAGGCAGAAAGGGACCUGGGGGUACUGGUAAACAGUAGGAUGAACAUGAGUCAGCAGUGUACCCAGGUGACCAAGAGGGCCAAUGGCAUCCUGGCCUGCAUCAGGAACAGUGUGGCCAGCAGGAGCAGGGAGGUCAUUCUGCCCCUGUACACUGCACUGGUUAGGCCACACCUCGAGUACUGUGUCCAGUUCUGGGCCCCUCAGUUUAGGAAGGAGGUUGACUUGCUGGAAUGAGUCCAGAGAAGAGCAACAAAGUUGGUGAGGGGUUUGGAGCACAAGCCCUAUGAGGAAAGGCUGAGGGAGCUGGGGUUGCUUAGCCUGGAGAAGAGGAGGCUCAGAGGAGACUUUAUUGCUGUCUACAACUACCUGAAGGGAGGUUGUAGCCAGGUGGGGGUUGGUCUCUUCUCCCAGGCAACCUGUGACAGAAUGAGAGGGCACAGUCUCAGGCUGCGCCAGGGGAGGUUUAGGCUAGCUGUU
Dryobates pubescens (Downy woodpecker) is the source of this 2742-nucleotide messenger RNA. It is a transcript of the gene UPF3A, whose product is annotated as UPF3A regulator of nonsense mediated mRNA decay. Bases 173 to 1261 code for a protein of 362 amino acids. Gene Ontology annotation, biological process: nuclear-transcribed mRNA catabolic process, nonsense-mediated decay; positive regulation of translation. The transcript is spliced from 9 exons. Gene Ontology annotation, molecular function: telomeric repeat DNA binding. Lineage: Eukaryota; Metazoa; Chordata; Aves; Piciformes; Picidae. The record is from RefSeq and is a predicted model, not a curated record. Gene Ontology annotation, cellular component: nucleolus; cytoplasm.